AUGUUUAAGAUCCCUGAAGAGGAAGAAUUGGAAGAUUCAACUGUAGAAAAAUCACUCAAUGCAGAUUCAUCUGCAGUAGUGCCAUUAGAACUUUCAAAUGUUUAUAACACAACAGAUAAUUGUGAGCAGAUUAAAGUUAUCAGCACUGCCACAAAUGCAACAUUUACUGCAGUGAACGAAGUUUUACUAGAAGACUUUGAAAAGAGGCAGAAAACGAUAAAAGAGCAAAAUCGUCAAAGGAAAGAACUUUUGAAGAAAGCCUUAGAAGACAGAACGAAGAAGACACACGAGGAGGCACGUCGUCUUAGUCAAAUAGAAGAUGAGUUGAAGAAACUUGACUUACAGUUGAGUAAUGAUGUGUCUGUCCUGCGGAACCAAAUCGAAGUGGCCAGUCUUGAGUUUUUGGAAGCACAGAAAAGGUUUGAUCGUGCUGAGAAAGAAUACUUAGAUGCGAAGCUGGCUCUGUUCACGAAAAAGGAGCGGAAGGAGCUGCUCACAGGACAUCUCUGUACAAUUAUCGAGCAGAAUGAGCUGCGCAAGGCUAAGAAACUAUCGGAUCUCAUGGAUAAACUGCAGUUGGGCUCUGUGGUCAUUGAAAAAUCCAUGGGGAAGCCAGUAAUUAAAACAGAUGGUGAUUGUAUAGAAAACAACAUCAGCGGUGCAGUUCCAUCAGAGUCCCAAUGUCAUCGCGCCAGCAUGGAGCGGACCAUCGAGCAAUGCUAUGCUGUGAAAUGUUGCUUUAAACUGGGGAAAUCCGAGACCGAGACCAAUGAACUCUUUAAACAGGCUUAUGGGGAUGAUGCCUUAAGCCGCAAAAGAGUUUUUGAGUGGCACAAAAUCUUUAAGAAAGACCAGUAG
Messenger RNA from Homalodisca vitripennis (glassy-winged sharpshooter), 858 nucleotides. RefSeq names its product RAB6-interacting golgin (gene Gorab). The record is from RefSeq and is a predicted model, not a curated record. NCBI's taxonomy places the organism in Eukaryota, Metazoa, Arthropoda, Insecta, Hemiptera, Cicadellidae. Gene Ontology annotation, biological process: non-motile cilium assembly.